GGGAGCCCAGGCGGCGCCCGGCGCGCCUCGGGCCCCGCCGCUGGUCACCGCCCCGGAGCCCGGAGCACGACUUCCUCCUCGGGGGCCGGCGCGCGGGGCGGGACGGGGCGGGGCAGGCGGGGACGCCCCCGCCCGGCUGGGCGCAGAGCCGCCCCAAUGGGAUUCGGUGCGGGGCAGCCGCUGCGCCCCAUCCCCGCGCAGCGCUCGGCCGCGGAGCAGGCGGCCAGGUCUGGGCAGCAGCGGCGCAGGACCCGUCGAGGGGAGACCGAGCCUGCGAAGCUGGCGUCUGGGGGGGCCAUGGUGCCCGGCGCCCGCGGUGCACUGCUGCCGAGGACUGCCGGGCCCAGCCUCCUGGCCCUGUUGCUCGCGGUCUCCGCCCCGCUCCGGCUGCAGGCGGAGGAGCUGGGUGAUGGCUGUGGGCACAUUGUGACCUAUCAGGACAGUGGCACAAUGACGUCUAAGAACUACCCAGGGACUUAUCCCAAUAACACUGUGUGCGAAAAGACUAUCAGAGUCCCAGAGGGGAAGAGACUGAUUCUGAGGUUGGGAGACUUGGAUAUUGAAUCCAAGACCUGCGCUUCUGAUUACCUUCUCUUCACCAGCUCUUCGGAUAAAUACGGUCCAUAUUGCGGAACUAUGACUGUCCCCAAAGAACUCUUGCUGAAUACAAGUGAAGUGACUGUCCGCUUUGCAAGUGGAUCCCACAUUUCUGGCCGGGGUUUCUUGCUAACUUAUACCAGCAGUGACCAUCCAGAUUUAAUUACGUGUUUGGAACGAGCUAACCAUUAUCUGAAGACCGAAUACAGCAAAUUCUGCCCUCCUGGUUGUAGAGACAUAGCAGGUGACAUUUCUGGGAAUAUGGUAGAUGGAUAUAGAGAUACCUCCUUACUGUGCAAAGCCGCCAUCCAUGCAGGAAUCAUUGCGGAUGAACUGGGCGGCCAGAUCAGCGUGCUUCAGCGCAAAGGGAUCAGUCGAUAUGAGGGAAUCCUGGCCAAUGGUGUGCUCUCAAGGGGCGGUUCCCUGUCAGACAAGCGAAUUCUGUUUACCUCUAAUGCUUGCAGCAGAUCCUUGAGUUUGGAACCUGACAGGCAAAUCAGAGCUUCUUCCUCUUGGCAGUGGGCCAAUGAGGUUGGAGAACAAGUUCACUGGUCUCCUGGCCAAGCCCGACUCCAGGACCAAGGCCCGUCAUGGGCUUCAGGAGAUAGCAACAGCAACCACAGACAACGAGAGUGGCUAGAGAUAGACUUGGGGGAGAAAAAGAAAAUAACAGGAAUCAGGACCACAGGAUCUACACAGUCAAAUUUCAACUUUUACGUGAAGAGUUUUGUGAUAAACUUCAAAAACAACAACUCGAAGUGGAGGACCUAUAAAGGAAUUGUGAAUAAUGAAGAAAAGGUGUUUCAGGGCAAUUCUAACUUUCGGGACCCUGUGAGGAACAAUUUCAUCCCUCCCAUUGUGGCCAGAUACGUGCGGGUUGUCCCUCAAACAUGGCACAAGAGGAUAGCCUUGAAAGUGGAGCUCAUUGGUUGCCAGAUUACACAAGGUGGGAACGUCACCACUGUCGCUGUUCCAUUGGUGCUCCUUGUGGUCCUGCUGCUUGUAGGACUGGGGAUCUUUGCAGCCUUCAGAAAUAUAAGGAGGAAGAAGAAGGGAAAUCCAUAUGGAUCAACUGAUACUCAGAAACCAGGCUGUUGGAAGCAGAUUAAGUACCCCUUUGCCAGGCACCAGUCAACCGAGUUUACCAUCAGCUAUGACAAUGAGAAGGAGUUGACACAAAAGUUAGAUCUCAUCACCAGUGAUAUGGCAGAUUACCAGCAGCCUCUCAUGAUUGGCACCGGGACAGUCACAAGGAAGGGCUCCACCUUCCGGCCCAUGGACCCGGAAGCCCACGAGUUAGGGGCGAGCUCCGAGCCUGGCGGCCACUACGACUGUCCUCACCGCACGGGCCGCCACGAGUACGCGCUGCCCUUGACGCACCGGGAGCCUGAGUACGCCACGCCCAUCGUGGAGCGGCACCUGCUUCGGACCCACACCUUCUCCGCGCAGGACGGCUACCAUGUCCCCGGCCCCAGGCCGGCUCACAAACACUCCCUCUCCGCCGGCGGCUUCUCCCCUGCGGCGGGAGCCGGCGCCGAGAGCCCCGCGCCGGCGGACCGGGGCUACGACAAGCCCAAAGCCAACAGCGUCUUCGCCCCCCAGAGCGGAGACCCAGCUCCUCAGGAGCCGCGGCUGAGUCCGGGGGCGAAUGACGGUUACUCGGCUCCCAGAGACUGCCUCCAGCCCCUCCAGCACACUGCCUCGCCGGCCCUUUAGCGAACACAAUGUGAAAGCCACCUGGUGUGGUCCCCGGUGGCGGUGUGUGUGAGCCCCUGGAAGAAGGGCGGCUGCUGUGCAUCCCUGUGUGCGCGCGUUCGAGUCCACGGGAUCCCGCGGAGAGGUGCUCUCCAACUGUUUACAAAAUUGUGCAGCUGAUACUGUUCUGACCCUUAGGGCGAGAAUCUGUUGGUUUUUGUUGGGCUAGAAAAUAACGAAAAUUUCCAGAUGGCAUUGUCAUUUCUCUAACUGUGAUACUGAGCUUCUUUGGUGUAAGAUGUGCAAUCGAUACAGAGUUGUAUUGAACAAGAAGUGAAAGUAACCGAAGAUUGCCUUACCGGAGUUCAGGCCUGCCCAGAGGUUAAGUGGGAAAAUGCAGCCGCUGCUGUGUGCCGCGGUAUCCACCAGGACGUCCAUUUUCCCCCAGCACGUUUUGGUAUCCCAUACCGAGCUAGCAGCAGGCCUGUCUCCGCUUAAUCCUGUUGUUACUGUGGCUCAUUUCCUUUCCUUUGAUAGCCAGAACUGAAAACAUUUUUAACAUUCUUCCCCUGGAAGAAAUGAAAUUACUUGAAGCAUGAAAAGCACACCGGGGUGGUGGUUUUGUUUGGCAGUUAUAAUUGUAGAUUAAGACAAACACACCACCUCUGCGGCGGCGGCCAGUGUCUUUAGACACUUCCUGGAUGAGGAUGCGAAGUGGCAGACUGAGAGGCCCAUCUUCCCAGGCUGGUGGAGACCCCCGCUGCUCGCGGGCUGGGGGAAUGGGGUCUCUGAGGAAUGUGCUUGCUUCACUUUUUCCUUCCUCCUCCUCUCAGGCCCAGCAAACACUGCAACUUUCAAAUGCAAAACUGUUCUCUCAACAAGCUGAAAUGGAUGGAGGUAGCGCUGCAGUUAGAGUCUGUUUUGCUGUGUCAGAUGCUUUUGUGUCUCAGAUGAUAAAAACAUGGCUGAGGUCAGAGGCUCACGCUUCUCAUGACUUCCUUCCAAAACAGAGCAUGUUGGUGACUUCCAAGGUCCCCUAGAAAAGAAAAUGCUUAUUUGAAAUGGGUUCUCGCAGAAGUGACCAAGGCCAAGUCUUAAAUGGCGCUUUUCUGCUGAGAUGAUUGGGAACUGAACUGAUUUUGUUAAGAAAUUUCCCCUCAAGUAUGCGUCUGUAAUUCCAGAUUAGCCCAGGCCUCAGCUGUACCUCACACACAUGCUUUCAAUCUGAGUUUGCUUUGUGAAUGAACUGUGGGGGGUGGGGGCUAACCUCUUUUGCCAAAGAGGAAAUUAUGUGUUUGUUUUCUAGAAAAUAUCAACCAAAAAAUCAUUUUCAUAACGAAAAAAAUCUUUAACACUAUUGGUAUGGUUGUGCCUUUCUGUGAAAUGUGUCCAUAGUGUACUGCUCACUAAGGGAGGUGCUGGAAGGCAGACUUUGCUGGUUAUUGUGGGGGAGAAACCGUUUACUUUGUGCAGUUUACAUGAUUUUAUGUGCAUACUAAUUGUAAUAAACAAGCCAAAUCAAA
Messenger RNA from Oryctolagus cuniculus (rabbit), 3815 nucleotides. It is a transcript of the gene DCBLD1, whose product is annotated as discoidin, CUB and LCCL domain containing 1. Gene Ontology annotation, molecular function: signaling receptor activity. Gene Ontology annotation, cellular component: plasma membrane. The record is from RefSeq and is a predicted model, not a curated record. NCBI's taxonomy places the organism in Eukaryota, Metazoa, Chordata, Mammalia, Lagomorpha, Leporidae.